AUGAAGCCCAGAAGAUACCACGGUCUGAAACGACCAAAACUUCGGCAAAGUUGGAACAAAUACAACCUCUUCAACAUAUGGCGUACCAGAGACCCGAAGCUAGGAAAAGGCGACAAUGAGACCUUCUUCCAGCAAAAAUGGAAGGCAAAGGGUAUGCUACGAAACUACCACGGUGAACACGUCGUCGAGCGGAAGUGGGUGCGCAUGUUCAGCCGUCGCUUGCUAAGCGUCGCCGAGAUGAACCCCAAGUAUAUGGCCAAGUAUGAUGGUUCCGAAUUGGCCGCAGGUAGAGGGUCUGGCAAGGAUAUACCACCGAAUUGGUCUGAAGAAGAAGUAAAUAAACCUAUUCCGACCCCCUACAUGCAGAUGACAUUUGCGCCUAUGGAGAGGAGAUUGGAUAUCGCUGUUUUCAGGGCUAUGUUCGCAAGUAGCGCAAGACAGGCGAGACAAUUCUGUGUCCACGGCGCUGUUAGGGUCAAUGGCAAAGUGAUGCCAUACCCCGCCUACCGUCUUAAUCCUGGCGACAUGUUCCAGGUCGAUCCCGAACGUGUCAUGUACGCAACCGGCAUGCCGAAACCUGAUCCAAACAAGUCGAAGGGCAAGAAAGCUUCGACUAGAGGUGCCGAGGACGAAUCUGAGGAGCCAGUAGAACAGGAGGCGGAGGCAGCUACCGAAGGAGAUGUCGCCGAGGCCAAAGAAGCAGAGGCGGUAGAGCAAGACCCCGACACAACUGAUGCUCCAGAGCCGGUCAAGGUGGAUAUGAAGCCGACGCAGAAACAAAUACAGGAGAUAGUUCAACAAGCCAAGACUCUAUUAAACGAGGAUGGCGAUCUUGGUGCGCACCAGAAGCAACGGCUGCGGAAGUUUAUCAAGGAUCUACGCCCUCUAACCUCUCGCGCCAGCCGCCCUAAUGCCUCCCCGACAGAGAUCGCCUCCGAGCUCUCAGAACUAAUCUCGGGGCUCAAUAUAUCUGGCUCCUCUAGCAAGGACGCCCCAGUCGCAAAGGAACAGUCUUCAUCGAUGGAUUCUUUCAACGACCUUAGCAGAUCCGAGCUCGAGAGGCUAGAGCGGCGUGUGGCCGAACACCUGCGCGAGGAAGAGGAAAACCCAUGGGACCCUAGCAAGCCGUACAAGACACCUUGGCGGCCGCGCAACUACAUGGCGCCGUUCGCCUUCAUUCCCAAGUAUCUCGAAGUCAACCACAACAUCUGCGCCGCCGUCUACCUACGGCAUCCCGUCGCAAGGGUCGGCAGCGCCGAGGUCCCAACGCCCUUCCCCGAACCCGUCAACCAGCUAGCUUUCAACUGGUACCUGAGACGAAGGUAA
Daldinia decipiens is the source of this 1326-nucleotide messenger RNA. Its product is annotated as alpha-L RNA-binding motif-containing protein. The transcript has 3 exons. Gene Ontology annotation, cellular component: mitochondrial small ribosomal subunit. Gene Ontology annotation, molecular function: structural constituent of ribosome; rRNA binding. The record is from RefSeq and is a predicted model, not a curated record. Gene Ontology annotation, biological process: positive regulation of translational fidelity. Lineage: Eukaryota; Fungi; Ascomycota; Sordariomycetes; Xylariales; Hypoxylaceae. The coding region runs from base 1 to 1326 and encodes 441 amino acids.